AUGUGGCUAAAAGAAGCUAUGUUUCUUUGCUCUUCUAUCCCAACUACAAAAAACUUCUUCUUCAUCUCUGCCACAAAUAUCCCAUUUUCUUCAUCUCCAAAUCCUCCUUUCCUCAGAUUUCAUACUUCUCACCGCGAAAAUCUCCGUUAUCUAAAAUCUCUUGGAAUUAUCAAGCCUGGUACCAAAACCUAUAAAACAAACCCAUCCCCAGAAUCUCUUUCCCAAAUUUUAUCCACGGUGAACUUCCUCAAUUCCCAAGGUUUCUCCCAGGCUGAUAUAUCCAGAAUUGCUCUUGUUUGUGACCAUGUAUUUACUCCUGAAUUUAGUGUUGAAUCUGUAUUUGAUUUCUUCAAGUUUGAUUUAGCUGCAACCCCAGAAGAAACUCAAGGUUUAAUUCUUCGAUGCCCUCAAAUUCUUGAAUCCAAUGUCCAAUUCUGUUUGAGACCAACACUGCUUUAUCUUAAAGAAUUAGACAUUGGAAACUUGAACUUGCCAACAAACUUAAAUGCUCAUCUACUGAAUACCCGAGUGGAUAAAUUGCAAGAAAAAGUUACAUUUUUGCAGGGAAUUGGGUUAUCUUAUGAAGAAUCAGCCAAGUUUUGUGCUAGAUUUCCUGCUAUAUUUGGUUAUAGCAUUGAACACAACUUGUGGCCAAAGUAUGAGUAUUUGGUUGAGGGUAUGAAGAAGGAUAUUGAGGAACUGAAACUGUUCCCUCAGUACUUUGCUUUCAGCCUUAGAAACCGGAUUGUUCCUAGACAUUUGCAUCUCAAGGAAAGAAAUGUUGCAAUUCCCGUGAAAAGAAUGUUGCUGUGGAGUGAUCAAAGAUUUUAUGCUAAAUGGAAAUGA
Molecule: messenger RNA, 846 nt
Organism: Solanum tuberosum (potato)
Lineage: Eukaryota; Viridiplantae; Streptophyta; Magnoliopsida; Solanales; Solanaceae
Exons: 1
Coding region: 1-846 (281 amino acids)
Biological process (GO): regulation of DNA-templated transcription
Molecular function (GO): double-stranded DNA binding
Source: RefSeq, a predicted model, not a curated record